Acanthochromis polyacanthus (spiny chromis) is the source of this 2624-nucleotide messenger RNA. It is a transcript of the gene esf1, whose product is annotated as ESF1, nucleolar pre-rRNA processing protein, homolog (S. cerevisiae). The record is from RefSeq and is a predicted model, not a curated record. Gene Ontology annotation, molecular function: RNA binding. The coding region runs from base 154 to 2418 and encodes 754 amino acids. Gene Ontology annotation, biological process: rRNA processing. Gene Ontology annotation, cellular component: nucleus. Lineage: Eukaryota; Metazoa; Chordata; Actinopteri; Pomacentridae. The transcript has 14 exons.
GUUACUCCACUUUUGUCCCGCAUCAUUUGCCGUAGCGGGAAAUGGGUGGGAACGGCAGCGGUGCAUUGUGGGAAAACACGUGUAUGGGGACCGUGGACUGAGUGAAAGAGAAGAACGGAGAGUGUUUUUUGGUGACGCCGUGAUUUCGCCGACAUGUCGUCCAAGAAGAAGACGGACGGCGACGAUCGCUUCCUGCGGGUGCAGAAGGACCCCAGGUUCUGGGAGAUGCCCGAGAGAGAACGCAAAGUCAAGAUCGACAAGCGCUUCCAGUCCAUGUUUCACGAUGAGCGCUUCAAGGUGAAGUACACGGUGGACAAACGAGGCCGUCCCAUCAGCCACACGUCCACAGAGGACCUGAAGCGCUUCUACAAGCUGUCCGACUCCGAGGAGGAGGAGGAGGAGGAAAAGGACAAGAAGAAGAAGAAGAAGGCUGGUCGAGGAGUGACGGACGAGAGGAAGAACGAACCUGAACGAGGAGUCCGAGUCAUCCAACAGGAUGAAGACGAUGAGGAGCAGCGGUCUGCAGAGGAGAACGUCGAUGAUGAAGACGUCAGCGCCAGCAGCGAGGACGAUGAGGAGUCUGGUGUGGAUUCUGGGGACGACAGCGACAGCGAGCCGGACCUGGCCAGAGGGAAGGGCAACGUGGAGACCAGCUCUGACGAGGACGAGGACGUGGACGCCAUCCUGAGGAGGGAGGAGGAGGAGAUCGAACACGACUGGGGAGAGCUGUGCAAAGACGCCCCGCGGAGCGACGAGGUUUCCGCCCGGCUGGCCGUCUGCAACAUGGACUGGGACCGCAUGAAGGCCAAAGACCUGCUGGCUCUGCUCAACUCCUUCACGCCUCCCGGAGGAGCCGUGCUGUCGGUGAAGAUCUACCCGUCAGAGUUUGGGAAGGAGAGGCUGAAGGUGGAGGAGACUCAGGGACCGCUGGAGCUGAGAGCGCUGCCCGACGACUCGGAGGACGACACUGAGGAGGAGAGGGUUUACAGAGAGAAGAUGCGCGACUACCAGUUCAAGCGUCUGAAGUAUUUCUACGCCGUGGUGGAGUGUGACUCUGUGAAGACGUCAGCCAAGAUCUACGAGGAGUGUGACGGCUACGAGUACGAGAGCAGCUGCUCCGUCCUCGACCUCCGUUUUAUUCCUGACGACGUGACGUUUGACGAGGAGCCCAGAGACGUGGCGACAGAUGUGAAGCUGUCGGCCUACACGCCCAAACUGUUCACCUCGUCUGCUGCCGCCACCUCGAAGGUGCAGCUGACGUGGGAUGAAACCGACCACGAGCGAGUGACAGCCCUGAACAGGAAGUUCAACAAAAACCAGCUGCUGGACAUGGACUUUAACGCCUACCUGGCCUCCUCCAGCGAAGAAGAAGAAGAAGAAGAAGAAGAAGAAGAAGGUGAAGAUGCAGAUGCAGGGCAGGAGGAAGCAGACCACGUCAACACAGCAGAGGAAGAGCUGGUCGUGGAGAAGAAACCUCGAGAGGAGGACAAGAAGAAGAAGAAGAAAAAGAGCGAGGAGCAGAUCUCCAAGUACAGAGAGCUUCUGAAGGGCAUCCAGGACAAAGAGAAGAAGCUGCAGGAAGACAAAGACAUGGAGAUGGAGGUCACCUGGGUGCCAGGCCUGAAGGAGGCGACGGAGCAGCUGGUGAAGAAGAAGCUGGAGGCCAAAGACAAGCUGACGCCCUGGGAGGAGUUUCUGCAGAAGAAGAAGGAGAGGAAGAAGCAGAAGAAGUCUGAGAGGAAGCAGGGAACUGACGUGGAACAGCUCAGCGACGACGAGCUUCCUCCAGAUGUGGACCUCAGUGACCCCUUCUUCUCCGAGGAGCUCAGCGCUGCAGAGCUGCAGAAGAAGAAGAAACAGAAGAAGAAGAAACAGGAAGAGGAGCCCACGGCUGAGGAGGAAGAGGAGCUGGAGAAACAAAAGGCCCAGAUGGCUCUGCUGAUGGAGGAUGACGACGCCGAACACAAACACUUCAACUACGACAAGAUUGUGGAGCAGCAGAACCUGAGCAAGAAGAAGAGGAAGAAGCUGCUGAAGAAAGGCCAAGAGCCGCUGGAGGACGACGACUUCCAGGUGGACGUGAAAGACCCUCGUUUCCAGGCCAUGUUCACCUCCCACCUGUUCAACCUGGACCCCUCCCACCCCAGCUACAAGAGGACCCAAGCCACGCAGAGCAUCCUGGCCGAGAAGCAGCGCCGACGGGAGGAGGAGCAGCGCCGCAUGGAAGACGCGCUCGCCGCUCGGAAGGCCACGCCCACACAGUCCGAGUCGGCCGACCAACAGGAAGCAGCAGGAAAGAGACGCCAGGACGCUCCGACGGAGAGGAAAGCCAUGGACCCCAGUCUGUCGCUGCUCGUCAAGUCCAUUAAAAGCAAAACGGAACAGUUUCAGGCUCGGAAGAAGCAGAAGCUGCUCUAGUUUCUCUGUUUCCACACAUAAAAGUGACACAGACGCCACCUGGUGGAAACAGUCGGUAGGUAGGGUUGACCUUGAUGGGCCUCCUGCUGCCUGGAAGCAGGAACACAACAUGACAUCAGAAGGAAAUGUUGGAUUUCUACUGUUUUGUGUUUCAAAUUCCUGCUACAACUACUGACAUCUUUACAUUAAAUUCAUUUACAAACAAA